Molecule: messenger RNA, 657 nt
Organism: Arabis nemorensis
Lineage: Eukaryota; Viridiplantae; Streptophyta; Magnoliopsida; Brassicales; Brassicaceae
Source: the annotation of a GenBank genome assembly
AUGUUAUAUGAGCAUUGGCUUAAAGUGGUUGAAGAAAAUUCGUUGUUGACUAAGGAAAAAGUCAAGUUAGAAGCUCAAGUUGUUGAAGCACAGAAGUAUGCAGUUCAGAAAGAAGAUGAAGCAACUCAAGCUAGAGCUCAGCUGGAAGAGACACAAAAGCAAUUGAGGAUGCUUAAUAAUGGUACAAAUCAGUUGGAUCAUCUUUUGAAUAUUGGGAAAAGUUCUAUGGAGCGACAUGGUCUUGGAUUUAAUGAGGAAUCUUCAAAAACUGAAACUGUGUCUAGGGGAAGAAGAGAGACUGCAGCUGCAUCUGUUUCAGAGUCAAAGCCCAAAAUUGCUACAGAGCCGAAGCUCAGAGUUAAUACAGGGACUGCAACUGCUACGAAGAUUGCAACUGCUUCAAGGAAAACUGCAGAAUUUCAGAGUGCAUCUAGAAGAGUUUUUCGACCUGUUUGUCAUCAUUGUGGAGUUGUUGGGCAUAUUAGGCCAAGAUGUUUCAAGUUAUUGAGGGAGAAUNAUCGAAGGGAGCAAGCUUAUGAUGGGAGAUUUCGUGGUCCAACAUGUUAUCGUUGUGGAGUUGAAGGACAUGUUCAACGUCAUUGUUUUGGAUUUAAUCAAAGGUCCAGUCAUGAAAGUCAAAGGUUCAAGAACGUUUGA